AUGAGCGUGCUGCACCACGAAUCUGAUUUUGCCGAUCUCGCCUGGGCCUACUUCCAAAAGGCCCACGCCGACGGCGUCCACCACGCCGAAGUCUUUUUCGAUCCGCAGGUGCACCGCGACCGCGGCGUCGCCUACGAGACCAUCGUCGCCGGUUUCGUCGCCGGGUGCAAGCGCGCCGAGGCCGAGCUGGGCCUGACGACCCGCCUGAUCCUGUGCUUUGUGCGCCAUCUGCCGGUCGAGUCGGCGGCGCAGGUGUAUGACCAGGCGCUUGCGAAUGCGCACUUCGACUCCGACGUCCUCCACGGGCUCGGCUGGUCGUCCACUGAGGUCGGCCCGCCCAAGGACAUGUUCCGCGAGCUGUAUGCCUCGGCCUCGGCGAAGGGUAUUCGUCUGACGGCGCAUGCGGGCGAGGAAGGCGACCCGUCGUAUAUCCAUGCGGCGCUGGAACUCGGCGCGCAGCGCAUUGACCAUGGUAUUCGGCUGGUCGAGGAUGAGGAGCUCAUGGCGCGGGUGGCGCGCGAGGGCGUCAUGCUGACAGUGUGUCCGAUCUCGAACGUGCAGUUACGGUGUGUGGAGUCCGUCGCGCAGGUGCCGAUUCGCAAGUUUUUGGACGCCGGGGUGAAGUUCUCGAUCAAUAGCGAUGAUCCGGCGUACUUCGGGGGCUAUAUCCUGGACAAUUACUGCGCGGUGCAGGAGGCCUUUGGGUUGUCGGUGGAUGAGUGGAGGGUCAUUGCGGAGAACAGUGUGAGGGAGAGCUGGAUUCAUGACGAGAGGAAGGAUGAGUUGUUACGGAGGAUUGAUGAGCAUGUCGGGAAGCAUUCGCAGGUGGCCAUGGUAGCUUAA
Aspergillus terreus NIH2624 is the source of this 843-nucleotide messenger RNA. It is a transcript of the gene aah1, whose product is annotated as adenosine deaminase. Gene Ontology annotation, biological process: adenine catabolic process; hypoxanthine salvage; purine ribonucleoside monophosphate biosynthetic process. The record is from RefSeq and is a predicted model, not a curated record. The transcript has a single exon. Gene Ontology annotation, molecular function: adenine deaminase activity. Lineage: Eukaryota; Fungi; Ascomycota; Eurotiomycetes; Eurotiales; Aspergillaceae. Gene Ontology annotation, cellular component: cytosol; nucleus. Bases 1 to 843 code for a protein of 280 amino acids.